UAUGGUCCAUCUUUCACUUCCAUCCAUCACGACUGGGAAAACCAGAGCUUUAGUUUCCUCUUUACAGAGUUGCAGUUCCUAGCACAACAGUUCGCAGGAUUCUUUGGAGGAAGUUGUGUGUCCUUGGCCUCCCCUAAGGGGGGGAAAUGUUCCUAGCCAGAGAUCCAGGAGCGAAUUGUGCAGAGGACGCACAAACAACUUCCGUCCAGGAGACAAACAGCGGCGUGUGUGCUGAACAGUGCAAAACAAUGGAAAGCCCCAACGCCUCUUCUUUCCUCUUAUCAGUUUCCUCGGACACGCUCCUUUCUCUGGGUCAGUUUCCUGUGCGGACACUGGUCCAUUUCCUCGAUUCAACUUGCAAGCCUUUUGGAGACGUCCAAGCUGUUCUAAAAAAAACCUCAGGUUGGCUUUUACAGCCCAAAUCUCCACCGAGGCCCGCUAAUCGAUCAGAGAAAACAAACGGAGGCAACCCAAGAAGCAAUGCUAUAGCUGUUUUUAUCUUUGUUCCUUAUCUGUUGUGACAGGCCAGAAGAAAAGCGAGUUACGAAACGUCACAGAUACAUCACCAAACGGGUUGUGCAUGAAAAUCAGUUCAUGCUCAGAGUUCAUGUUUCUCCCACGUCUUUACAAGUCUAUCAAGAUGCCUGAUGACACCUGAGGAUUGCCCUUCCUGGCCUGUCUGAAACAUCCUUUGGAAAUGGUGAACACCUUGGCUCCUGAAGCCAAAGGCCUGCAACAUUCAGACAUAGAUUUGUGCUCAUUUGACAGUUCAGCUUGGCCACGCAACAGACUCCUGUCAAACCGGUUUGCAGAGGGGCGACCUCCCAGGAAUUUCUUGCUACCGUGACCUGAGGGGGGGGGGGCUCUUGGAGCCAAACCUCCCUCUUGUAUUGCUCUCUGUACUAUUUCAGACAUGCGGUUUACGCACUUCUCCAUGUGCGUUUGCAUUUUAUUUAUGGCACCUUAGACUUCUUGCAACAAAGCGAAGACGGCAGGCAGGCGGCUCCUAGACGGACAACUGCCCGUCCCGCACCGGACAGCCUUCAUCCACCCCUUUCCUCUGCGCCUGCCAGAGGCUCCCGGUCCCACCCCUUGCUGGCGAGAGCCCUGGUGUUGGUGUCGGUUUCAGGGCCAGGCGCGCGUCCGCCUCCCGUCCGCGCCCCCGGGGAGGAAGAAGCAUGAUAUGCGUCCGCUGGCUUCCUGGAGGGGACUAUCCCUCUCGCCCCCCUCCCGCGCUCCUUCCUCCCGCUCCGGCUGCCCUGUGCGUAAUUGCGCGCGGAGGUUCGGCAGGUGAUGGUCCUAUAACUAUGCGAGCCAUGCUUCAGGGAGAAGGCCAGGGCGAAGCGGCGCGGGAAGGGUUAACUCCGAAGGGUGCAGAGCCUGGGAAGGACGCGCAGCCCAGCCGGGUGAAACCAGCCUUACCUCUCCACCGGAAGGUUUGCUAUGCGCUUGGAGGCGCCCCUUACCAGCUCACAGGCAACGCAGUCGGGUUUUUCCUCCAGAUCUUCUUGCUGGAUGUCGUGCAGCUGGAGCCCUUCCAUGCUUCGCUGAUCCUUUUCCUGGGGAAAGCCUGGGAUGCUGUGGCCGACCCCGCCAUCGGAUUCCUGGUCAGCAGAAGCCCCCGCCGGAGGUGGGGCAAACUGAUCCCCUGGGUCGUCUGCUCCACGCCAUUCGGGGUCUUCUUCUACACUAUGCUCUGGUUCGUGCCCUCAGAUUCCCUCUCUGUGUCACUGAAGUUCUUUUGGUAUUUGGUCAUGUACUGCCUCUUCCAGACCUGCAUGAGUUGCUACCACGUCCCUUAUUCCUCACUGACCAUGUUCCUGGGAGGGAGUCAGAUGGACCGCGACUCUGCGACCGCCUACAGGAUGGGAGUGGAGAUGCUGAGCACCCUGGUGGGGUCGGGUAUCCAGGGGCAAAUCGUCGGGAGUCACCACGCCAGCAUGAGGAAGAGGUGCGACGUGGCGAAUGGAACCCUGGCAGAAAACGACACCUCUCUGCUCCCGGAUGUGCUGGAGAAUGCGCGCACGGCGUAUGUUGUCGCUUCCCUGGUCCUUGGCUCUCUUUAUUUCCUUUCCUGUUUGGUCCUUUUCUUGGGAGUGAAAGAGCAGCCAGGACGAUACACCCCUUUGGGGAAGACCAGACUCCCGUUCUUUGCCAGUCUGCGGGCCGUCCUAAGCCACAGCUCCUACACCCGGCUCCUUGCAGGUUUCUUGUUGGCAUCGCUGGCCUUCCAGCUUGCCCAGGGAAUCUUUGCCUUCUUCUGCACUCAUGCAGCUGGACUGCCUGGGAGCUUCCAGCAUCUGGUGCUCAUCAUGUUGGUGGUCGCCUGCCUCUCCAUCCCUGUGUGGCAGUGGUUCCUGGUAAGGUUUGGGAAGAAGUUGGCUGUCUUCAUAGGCCUUUCGCUGAUCAUCCCGUCUCUCACUGUUAUCACGGUCGUGACCCACAACUUCCUGGUCUACGUCUUCAUGGUGGCCCUGGCAGGAAGCAGCCUCGCCGUCCUCUACUUGUUGCCAUGGUCCAUGCUUCCAGACGCAGUGGACGAUUUCAAGCUGCAGAACCCCACCUGCCUCAACCUGGAAGCUUUCUUCUACUCGUUCUAUGUUUUCUUCAACAAGCUCGCCGCCGGCCUCUCCCUUGGGAUUUCCACCAUGAGUUUGCAUUUUGCAGGUUACAGAGCCACGGACUGCACACAUAACCCCCAGGUUAUCCUGACGCUGCAAAUUCUCAUGGCGCCUGUUCCCAUUGCCCUGCUGCUCUCCUCCAUGGCCGUCUUCUUCUCCUACCCCAUCGACGAGAAGCGGAGGAAGCAGAUCAGAGUGGAAAUGGAGGCGACUGGCAGGCAUCAGGGUCAGACAGAAUGCCCAGAAUCAGAGGCAAGUUAGUCUCUGGAGGGAAUUCAUGACUACUUGCGGGAAAGUUGCUGAUGCUUCUUGCCUCUGGUUGCAACACUACAAAGGACAGGUCUCUGGUGUCUUCCUUUUUUCCAUCGGGGAGCAGCAGUGAAGACAUCUCGGGUGCUUGCGCAAGAUGCCAAAGAAAUUAACUCCACGGAGCUCAACGUUUUUACAACCAUCUCUUGCCCAGGGACAAAUCCCUGAGGAUGGAACAAGCAGAGACUUCGCUUUAAAAACUGGAAUGAACUUCUUUUUCAGGGGAGCAGGAACAAGCUGGUGGUUCUACAAACACAGGGACUUUUAAUGUACAUUUAUGUAACAAAUAUCUCUUGUCUUGGAAAGAGAAUGGAUUGUGCUAUGAUUCAGUGACUCGUCUUCUGCACUUAUACGAUUUAUGUAAGCUCCUCACAUAUGAGUAAGGAAACUAGGCCAAAUGCAUAUUCAAUUUCAGGACAUUUUAGAGAACUGGAACUCAGCUGCCCGGAGGUUGACCCCGGGCAGCUGCACUCAAUAUCAUUAUGGAUCUCUCUCAACCCCAGUCGUUUUCACAGGUAUUUUGGUCUUCUGCAAUCUCCGGAACACAAAGCUAUCUUCUUUGCAAGCUGAACUGGGACCUCUAUGCAUUUCUCUGUAUGGUGGCAUCCGUUUGAUACCUACCCAUGGCAAGAAGGAUGCUUAUUUAGCUCAGUUUAGAGAGGCAGAGGGCAUGAUCUUAGCGGUAGAGAACAUGCCGUGAAUAUUGAAGGUCUCAGGUUCCACCUUCAAUGUCUUGAGUUAACAGAUCUCAGGUUAGGAGGGCUGAGGAGCUGAUUGGAGAGUCAGAGUAGAUAAUUCUGAGCUAGAAGGAUCUGUGUCCAGAGGGAAGUAAGAUGUGACUCACCCAGCUGUCCGGGCACGAGUUGACCUUUCUCCAGGUCC
Messenger RNA from Podarcis muralis (Common wall lizard), 3812 nucleotides. RefSeq names its product sodium-dependent lysophosphatidylcholine symporter 1-like. The record is from RefSeq and is a predicted model, not a curated record. NCBI's taxonomy places the organism in Eukaryota, Metazoa, Chordata, Lepidosauria, Squamata, Lacertidae. Gene Ontology annotation, biological process: carbohydrate transport. Gene Ontology annotation, molecular function: symporter activity. Gene Ontology annotation, cellular component: plasma membrane.